Arabidopsis thaliana (thale cress) is the source of this 717-nucleotide messenger RNA. It is a transcript of the gene MEE26, whose product is annotated as hydroxyproline-rich glycoprotein family protein. The record is from RefSeq and is marked reviewed. The coding region runs from base 66 to 416 and encodes 116 amino acids. Lineage: Eukaryota; Viridiplantae; Streptophyta; Magnoliopsida; Brassicales; Brassicaceae. The transcript has a single exon.
CUAACACUAGAUAGUCACUAGACAACAGACACAAAAGCAUAUAAGCAAAAAAUACAAAACAAAUUAUGGCUUCUUCAUCACUCAUCAGUGUAGCCCUAACCCUAAUCUUGAUCUUCCACCUCAUGCCGGAAACAACCGUCGCUCGUCGUCUUACUGAUCAGAAGCCGAGUGAUGAAGUAGUCACCACCACUACCGACGAAGCUAACAACCUACCGUUUCCACCGGGCUUGCCAUUUGGCGGUGUUCCUCCGUUACCGUCACUUUUUCCGCCGUUUGUACCUUCUCCGUUCCCUGGAAAUAUCCCACGUUUACCAUUUCCGUUUCCGUUUCCGACAUCACCUCCGGCGCCAUCCCUUCCUGGUUUCCCUGGCUUUACGUUUCCUCCCCUGCCAUUCCUCACACCGCCACCUCUGUGAACGUAUACGUUAGCGCCGUUAUAAUGUUAGUUAUCCCGUUGGAAUAAUCUCAUGGUAAUUUCGAUAAUCAUCAUGUGUACUCGAUGAUAUAAUACUGGUUUUUAAUGAAAAUUUUAAUAAAGAUAUGUUGUGUACUUGUGUUUGUGUAAAUGUAACACAAUGUUGAUCUAAGAAAUAAAGGACCGAUCGAUUUGAGGAUGUCAACAUUGUAUUUGAGAACGGCUCAAGUUGCAUGUGUUGUUUUAAAAGUUUUAUUUAAUUCUAAUUAAUAUUGUUUUUUUAUAUAGUUCAUAAAGUUUAG